AUGCAGACGCGGGGCCCCCAGAGCUUUCCACCGAGCGGGCGACUUCUUCAAUUCCCUCGAGAGAUGGCAAAUGGCUCUAUCCCUCUGAGAGACAGUUUUAUCAGACCUACAGCAGCAGCAGCAGCAGCAGCAGCAGCAGCACGAGCAGCAGCAGCAGCACGAGCAGCAGCACGAGCAGCAGCAGUUGUAGCACUUGCAGGGAUAGAAGCUGCAGCAGCACCGGCAGCAAGAACUCAAGUAGCAGCAGCAGUUGCACCACUAAAACUGCAGCACUAG
Molecule: messenger RNA, 276 nt
Organism: Eimeria tenella
Lineage: Eukaryota; Apicomplexa; Conoidasida; Eucoccidiorida; Eimeriidae
Exons: 3
Coding region: 1-276 (91 amino acids)
Source: RefSeq, a predicted model, not a curated record